Molecule: messenger RNA, 2021 nt
Organism: Sorghum bicolor (sorghum)
Lineage: Eukaryota; Viridiplantae; Streptophyta; Magnoliopsida; Poales; Poaceae
Product: methyltransferase-like protein 22
Exons: 10
Coding region: 86-1231 (381 amino acids)
Biological process (GO): protein methylation
Cellular component (GO): nucleus
Molecular function (GO): protein methyltransferase activity
Source: RefSeq, a predicted model, not a curated record
AUUUCAAAGACGAGGAAAGAAAAGAGAAUAAAAUAAAACGCUGCUGCAGAAAGGCUAAAGCCCACAACUGGGCCCAUGAAGAAACAUGGCCCAACUUUUCCGGCCGCCUGCUGCCUGCAUCCCUUCACUUCUUCUCACUUUCAGAAGACGACGUAGACAAACGUCAAGAGGGCCGACCGCCGACCACGAUGGAAGCCGGAGGCGGCGGAGCCGAGGAGGAGCAGGUGAUGAGCGAGGUGCACCUGGGCUGCCCGCCGCACUUCUCCGGCCUCCACGUCUCCCGCUUCAGCUUCUCCUCACGGCCCGGCCAUCUGGGGACAACGACGGCGGUGGCGGCGACGGGAGCGAGCUAGUCGCAGCAACGAGCGGUUCUUGUGAUUCGCCUGGUGCAGUCGCCGUGGAUGAGGAUGGGGAUCUCGUUCUGGACAGGAGGAGAGGAAGAAAUAAAUAUGUUAGAAGUGACUGCCAUCUGCUCACAAUUCAGCAUGGUGUUACCAGCUCGCUUAAGAGUGUUGGGCUUCAGGUUUGGAAAGCAGCCUUACUAUUAGCUGACUUUGUUUUGCACAAAAGCUUUUCAUCGUCCAACUUUGAUGGUGUUACUGCCAUUGAGAUAGGUGCUGGAACAGGUUUGGUAGGUUUAGCACUUGCUCCGGUUGCUAGAAGGAUUUUUGUUACAGAUAGAGGCACUGAUAUCCUAGAUAAUUGCUUGGCUAAUGUCCAUAUCAACUCUGGUAUGCUAAAGUUUGAUGAAGCUAAAGUCUGUGUACGGGAACUGGACUGGAAAACGUCAUGGCCUCCACCUGUGGGUACAUAUGAUCCUUCUGAUCCAAGUCGGUAUUUAUGGUCUGCAAGUGAAGUUGAGGAGGCUGAGAAAGCAACAGUCCUGUUUGCUGCCGAUGUUAUUUACAGUGAUGAUCUCACAGAUUUGUUCUUUGACACGGUGAAGAAAUUGAUGUCAAGUGGUGCCAAGAAGGUGCUAUACUUGGCCCUGGAGAAGAGAUACAACUUCAGUCUAGACGAAUUAGACGUUGUGGCCAAUGGUUACAUGCACUUCCGAAGUUUCUUCACAGCUCAAGAUGGGCAUGGCGAUCCGAUUGAUGGAUAUGGACCAGGUUUUGUUGGAAAGCAGAUAGACCCUGCAGAGAUUCCUCAGUACAUCAGAGAAUAUGAGAGGGGCAAGGAUUUAGAGAUGUGGAUGAUCAUGUACAGUCCGGACCAGAAACAGCAGUAAGGCAAGGAUUUAGAGAUGUGGACGAUCAUGUACAGUACGGACCAGAAACAGCAGUAACUCUACAAAAAUCGUCUUUUCCUUCCAGCAGGAAGGAGAGAAGUGAGCAAUGCAUGCUAUUCCGCCGUAUUAUCACUAACCUCAAAUGACUCUGGAAAACCUUCUGUUUGAGGUAAAUUCUGCACUUGCAGGUUCCAACAACAAAUAUCAUCGUCGAUUGCCACAAAUGCAUGAUCCCCAGGAUGAUCCUACCAAGAACAAGCAACGGAGCAUCCCCAGGACAAAUGCUGUGUCGAUCGGUCUGGCAAUGAUCGAUCGGCCUGCAGGCUCUGGCCUUGGAGUUCUUGUAGGAUCGGCAUUGAACUUGGAGUCCUGGCCUCCUGGGUGCAACGAGCCGGCUAGCUUUGCUCGCCACCAUUUUGGCCACUGGCACGAGCGGUUCUGCCAGGUGCACUCGGCUUCGGCGCAUAGUCCGGUCCGGCCGCUGCACAGGCUGGUUGCCGGAUGCCGGGCUGGCAAGUGGCAACGCGUGCGAUCCUUAACACCGUGUCUGUGUCGUGUGGUGACCAAGGUUGUCAAACUCAGUUUUGCUAGCUCUGGAAAAUUCCGGAUGGUAUUGCAAUCCUCACCCUGACUUUGUCAUAAGAUCUAUUUAUUUUUGUAUUGUAAGGUUUUAUUUACUCUUUUUUACAGUGUUAUAUGUUGUGUAAUAAUUAAAUGGUCUAUUUAGUAUUAGUAAACUAAAAGAUUGUACUUUGGUUCAUACUCGACAGUUUAAUUUUGCCUUUGGUUA